AUGGAUGAUGAUAUAUGUCCAAAAUUUGUUGUUUUGAGAACGUAUCUACCUGAUAAUUCGGGAGAAUCUUCGUCAGGCUUUUUUGAAGAUUCGAAUAGUCUCAAUAAGUAUUGUCCUAAUAAAAACUGCAAUACUGAUCUCGAUAAAAUUACGGCUGGGUUUUUAUGGUUACUUGAACAAUAUUGUUCUAUAUCCCAAAAGGAAAAUUAUGAUGAAAGUAAUAUUAAUUUAUUUUUUCUAUAUAUUAUUUCAUGGUUAAGUUACAAAUUAAAUCAAAAUUCAAAACACAAUUUCACCACAAUAAACGAUUUUUAUACUAAACAUGUAAAUGAUAAUCAUAAAUAUAAUAAUUUUAUAAAUGACGCCAGUAAAUUUAAAAAUCUUAAGGAAACUAUCGAUAAAAAAAAGGAUUUUUUGGAUAUUAAUAUUUACGAUAUGGCUAAAUUUUAUGAUUCAUUCAAAUUUUUAUGCAGUAUGCAUGGUAAUGUUGCAAUGGGUAAUUAUGACGAAAAACUGUCAAAUAAUGCUAUUCAUUUUUUCAACAAAUAUACAGAUAUCAACGAUUAUUAUAAUGUUGAAGGUACCCCACAUAGUCAAAUAUUGUCUGCUUUAUUAACUGAUUAUAAUAAAUUAAAAACUAAUUGUGCUAGCAAAAUUACUAAUCCUAAGAAAUUCCCAAGUCUUCCAACAGGAAGAGCAACAAAAUCAUUUUUACGAAAUUCGUCUAUACAAAUUUCAGUAAUCCCAAUGACAUUUAUUUUUUGUGCAUUACUUAUAUAUUUAGGAAUUGUAUAUAAGCGUUCAUCAUUUGACUUUCGAAAAAGGCUUCAAAAACUCAAUUUAAGAAUCAAAAAAAUAAAGAGGAAAAUAAAUCAUUAA
This is a messenger RNA of Plasmodium yoelii, 879 nucleotides long. RefSeq names its product PIR protein. Bases 1 to 879 code for a protein of 292 amino acids. The record is from RefSeq and is a predicted model, not a curated record. The transcript is spliced from 3 exons. Lineage: Eukaryota; Apicomplexa; Aconoidasida; Haemosporida; Plasmodiidae.